This is a messenger RNA of Saccharomyces paradoxus, 1893 nucleotides long. RefSeq names its product apyrase (gene YND1). The record is from RefSeq and is a predicted model, not a curated record. Bases 1 to 1893 code for a protein of 630 amino acids. The transcript has a single exon. Gene Ontology annotation, cellular component: membrane. Gene Ontology annotation, biological process: nucleoside diphosphate catabolic process. NCBI's taxonomy places the organism in Eukaryota, Fungi, Ascomycota, Saccharomycetes, Saccharomycetales, Saccharomycetaceae. Gene Ontology annotation, molecular function: nucleoside diphosphate phosphatase activity.
AUGCUUAUAGAAAACACUAAUGAUCGGUUUGGUAUCGUCAUAGACGCAGGGUCUUCGGGUUCGAGAAUUCAUGUGUUUAAGUGGCAGGACACGGAGUCACUUCUUCAUGCAAAAUACCAGGACUCUGAAUCCAUAUUUCAAUCAGUACCCCAUAUCCAUCAAGAAAAUGACUGGACUUUCAAAAUAAAUCCAGGCUUAUCGACUUUUGAAAAAAAUCCCCAAGAUGCGUACAAAUUUCACGUCAAGCCAUUAAUAGAUUUUGCUAAAAAAAUUAUCCCUGAAUCACAUUGGUCGAAUUGUCCUAUUUUUAUUCAGGCCACCGCGGGCAUGCGUCUCUUACCUCAAGACAUACAAUCUGCCAUUUUGAAUGGUUUGUGUCAAGGGCUCAAACACCCUUCAGAAUUUUUAGUUGAGAAUUGCUCCGCACAAAUUCAAGUCAUUGAUGGUGAAACCGAAGGGUUGUAUGGCUGGCUCGGCUUAAACUAUCUAUAUGGACAUUUCAAUGACUAUAAUCCGGAAGUUCCUGAUCAUUUUACUUUCGGGUUCAUGGACAUGGGCGGCGCCUCUACUCAGAUUGCAUUUGCACCGCAUGACCUAGAAGAAAUAGCUAGACAUAGAGAUGACAUCGCCACCAUCCUCUUGAGGAGCGUUAAUGGAGAUUUACAGAAAUGGGACGUUUUUGUUAGUACAUGGUUAGGGUUUGGUGCCAAUCAGGCUAGGAGAAGGUACUUAGCUCAGUUGAUAAAUACCCUUCCAGAAAAUACGAAUGAUUAUGACAAUGAUGACUUCUCUACAAGGAAUUUAAAUGAUCCAUGUAUGCCGCGGGGAAGCAACACUGAUUUUGAAUUUAAAGAUACCACUUUUCAUAUUACAGGUUCGGGGAAUUAUGAACAAUGUACAAAAUCUAUUUAUCCCUUACUUUUAAAAAACAUGCCUUGUGAUGACGAGCCGUGUUUGUUCAACGGUGUCCAUGCUCCUCGAAUAGAUUUUGCCAAUGAUAAAUUCAUAGGUACUUCCGAGUAUUGGUACACUGCCAACGACGUAUUCAAAUUGGGGGGUGAAUACAACUUUGACAAAUUUAGCAAAAGCCUAAGAGAAUUUUGCAAUGCCAAUUGGACGCAGAUAUUAGCGAACAGUAAUAAGGGCAUGUAUAAUUCUAUUCCGGAUAAUUAUUUGAAAGAUGCAUGCUUCAAGGGCAAUUGGGUUCUUAAUAUACUUCAUGAAGGGUUUGAUAUGCCUCGAAUAGAUGUCGACGCCGAAAAAGUCGACGAUAAGCCUUUAUUUCAAAGUGUGGAGAAAGUUGAUGAACGAGAAUUAUCGUGGACAUUGGGCAGAAUUCUACUUUAUGCUUCAGGAAGCAUAUUGGCAGGUAACGAUGACUUCAUGGUGGGUAUUGCGCCCAGUGAAAGAAUAACUAAACUCACUGGUAAGAAAUUUGUACCUGGCAAGUUACUUGAGCCGGAUCAACCACGCAAGCAAAGCUCUAGUCUUUCUACUAAAGGGUUUUUGAUGUGGUUCUCAAUAAUUUGUUGUAUAUUUUACUUGAUCUUUAAUAGGUCUCACACGAUCAGAAGACGUUUUUCCGGAUUAUGUAAUAUGGCCCAGGACUUCAAGACAGGUAUAAGGAGAAAGUUAAAAUUUCUAAGGAGACCAGAUCCAUUUUCCAGAUUGGAGGAAGGUGAAAUUGGAACAGAUGCAGAUAGCUUUAAAGAUGUGUACAGGAUGAAGAGUAGCAGUAUGUUUGAUCUCGGUAAGAGUUCGGCUACAAUGCAAAGAGAGCACGAGCCACAGAGGACAGCAAGUCAAUCCGCUAAUCUCGCUUCGUCAAACAUACGACCUGCGUUUUCCAUGGCUGAUUUUUCCAAAUUCAAGGACAGUAGGCUAUACGAUUGA